Molecule: messenger RNA, 1209 nt
Organism: Corticium candelabrum
Lineage: Eukaryota; Metazoa; Porifera; Homoscleromorpha; Homosclerophorida; Plakinidae
Product: solute carrier family 35 member C2-like
Exons: 10
Coding region: 37-1185 (382 amino acids)
Biological process (GO): UDP-glucose transmembrane transport
Cellular component (GO): Golgi apparatus; endoplasmic reticulum-Golgi intermediate compartment; cis-Golgi network
Molecular function (GO): antiporter activity
Source: RefSeq, a predicted model, not a curated record
AUAUGAGGUAUUCACGUGGUCAAAAGCCCGGAUAACAUGGCUGUUAUAUCGUCUUAUUGCUUGGUUUUGACUGCAAAAACAGUGUGCCUCGUAUGGUUCUACUAUGUGUUCUCUGUAAGCAUAACGUUUUACAACAAAUGGUACUCAAAGAACUACAGAAUUCCUCUGAUGAUGACAACUGUGCAUUUUAUUGUUAAGUUUGUAAUAGCUUGGCUUAUGCGAGCGUGGUGCAAGUGUUUUCGGAGUUCUGAGGUCGUCUUUCUUCCUUGGAGCGUUUACGUUUACAGAGUUGUGCCAGCAGCCGCCGCUACUGCGCUAGACGUUGCCUUCUCGAAUUGGGGCAUGGAAUACAUCACAGUUGCUCUAUACACGAUGACCAAAUCAACUGCCAUCAUAUUCGUUUUGCUUUUUGGGAUGGCAUUCAAACUAGAAAAACCGAAAUUAUCUCAGAUACUAAUAAUUAUGCUUAUUGCCGGAGGUCUUUUCCUGUUUAAAUUCCAGUCGACCGAUUUUAACACUAUGGGAUUUGCUUUGGUAUUAUGUGCAUCAGUCAUAGCAGGCAUCAGAGUCACAUUAGCCCAAAUCUUGACACAGAAUGAGGCCAUAGGUCUCUCUAAUCCUGUUGAUUUAAUAUACCACCUCCAACCUUUCAUGAUUAUAGUGACAAUUGCAUUCUCUUCACAAGUGGAAGGCACGAGAUUUGCUUUAUCAAGACAGUUCUUUGGUGCAGCUUUACCCAUGGAUAGUGCAGUACCCUUGCUGACUAUGCUUUGUGGAGCAUUUUUGGCAUUCGGAUUGGCAUUCUCUGAGUAUCUCUUGCUGUUCCAUACAUCAGGCCUUACCUUUGCUGUUGCAGCUGUUUUUAAGGAAGUCAUUGUGAUGGGUGCCGAUCCAUUCUUUGAGGGAACUGUGUAUACAACCCUUAAUAUUGUUGGCAUUGUAAUAUGUAUCUUGGGUAUCUCCACACACGCGAUCACUAAAGCAAUGCGAGUCGAAGCUGAUCGCAGUAAUCAACCAAGUGAAAUCCGCAAACGGUGGGAGAAUAAGACGGUUAAGCAAAGACGCAAGUUGAGAAACAAGAACCACCCAGAAUUGAUGGAAAUGUUGAACAUGAAUCAUAGUCAAGAUGACGAUGAUGAAGUGGUCGUGUUCUCAUCACUUCAUAACAGAACUAGAACCUCUUAAGGCAUCAUAGCCACAAUCUGGCAA